AUGGGGCAGAGAACCCCACCGCCUCAAGGGGAGGCUCCCAGGGAAGCACACCUCUACCUGCCUCAAGGAGAGAGGGACUCCACCUGCCUUCAAGGGGCAGAGGAAAAAAAAAAACCCCCCAAAAAAAAACCCUGCCUCAAAAAAAGGCCCAAAGGAGGACUCCACUGCCUCAAGGGGCAGAGGACCCCUCCAAGGCGAUGCCCCAAGGGGCAGAGGACACCACCUGCCUCAAGGGGAGCAGGGACUCCACCUGCCUCAAGGGGCAGAAGAAACCCACCGGCCUCAAGGAGGCAGAGGGGACUCCACCUGCCUAAAGGGGCAGAGAACCCCCACCUGCCUCCCAAGGGGCAGAGGACCCCACCUGGCCUCAAGGGGCAGAGGAACCCCACCUGCCUCAAGGGGCCAGAAGGAACCCCGCCGCCCCAAGGGGCAGAGGGACCCCACCUGCCUCAAGGGGGCAAGAGGACUCCCCUGUCCUCAAAGGGGAGAGGGAACCUCCAACCUUGCCCAAGGGCGGAGGGGGAACCCCACCUGCCUUCAAGGGGAGGCAGAGGACUCCAACCUGCCCUCAAGGGCAGAGAAACCCCAACUGCCCCAAGGGCAGAGGACCCCACCUGCCUCAAGGGGCAGAAGGACUUCCACCUGGGGGCCUUCAAGGGGCAGAGGAACCCCACCUGCCCCAAGGGGCCGAGGACCCCAACCUGCCUCAAGGGGGAGAGGGAGUCCCCCACCCUUCCUCAAGGGGCAGAGGAACCCCACCUUCCUCGGGCAGAGGGACCCCACCUGCCUCAAGGGGCAAGGAAGUCCCACCCUGGCCCAAGGGGCAGAGGAACCCCCACUGCCUCAAGGAGCAGAGGACUCCACCUGCUCAAGGGUGAGGAACCCCACCUGCCUCAAGGAGCAGAGGACUCCACCUUCCUCCCAAAGGGGCCGGAGGGAACCCCUACCCUGCUCAAGGGGGCAGAGGAACCCCUCCCCUGCCUCAAGGGGAGAGGAAGGACCUCCCCACCUCCUCAAGGGCAGAGGCCCUCCGCCUCCUCAAGGGGCAGAGAACCCACCUGCCCCAAGGGGCAGAGGACCCCACCUGCCUCAAGGAGCAGAGGACUCCACCUGCCUCAAGGGGCAGAGAACCCCACCUGCCUCAAGGAGCAGAGGACUCCACCUGCCUCAAUGGCAGAGAAACCCCCACCUGCCUCCAAGGGGGCAGGAGGACACCUGCUCAAGGGGCAGAGAACCCCACCUGCCACCUGCCUCAAGGAGCAGAGGACUCCACCUGCCUCAAGGAGCAGAGGACUCCACCUGCCUCAAGGGGCAGAGAACCCCACCUGCCUCAAGGGGCAGAGGACUCCACCUGCCUCAAGGGGCAGAGAACCCCACCUGCCUCAAGGGCAGAGGACUCCACCUGCCUCAAGGGGCAGAGAACCCCAACUGCCUCAAGGGGCAGAGGACUCCACCUGCCUCAAGGAGAGCAGAGGACUCCACCUGUCUCAAGGGGCAGAGAAAAACCCCACCUGCCUCAAGGAGCAGAGGACUCCACCUGCCCUCAAGGGGCAGAGAACCCCACCUGCUCAAGGAGCAGAGGACUCCACCUGCGUCAAGGGGCAAAGAACACCACCGGCCUCAAGGGGCAGAGGACUCCACCUGCCUCAUGGGGCAGAGGACUCCACCUGCCUCAAGGGGCAGAGAACCCCACCUGCCUCAAGGAGCAGAGGACUCCACCUGCCUCAAGGGCAGUUAGAAACCCCACCUGCCUCAGGAGCAGAGGACUCCACCUGCCUCAAGGGGCAGAGAACCCCACCUGCCUCAAGGAGCAGAGGACUCCACCUGCCUCAAGGGGCAGAGAACCCCACCUGCCUCAAGGAGCAGAGGACUCCACCUGCCUCAAGGGGCAGAGGACUCCACCUGCCUCAAGGGGCAGAGAACCCCCACCUGCCUCAAAGAGAAGAGGACUCACCUGCCUCAAAGGGCAGAGAACCCCACCUGCCUCAAGGAGCAGAGGACUCCACCUGCCUCAAGGGGCAGAGAACCCCACCUGCCUCAAGGAGCAGAGGACUCCACCUGCCUCAAGGGGCAGAGGACUCCACCUGCCUCAAGGGGCAGAGGACUCCACCUGCCUCAAGGGGCAGAGAACCCCACCUGCCUCAAAGAGCAGAGGACUCCACCUGCCUCAAGGGGCAGAGAACCCCACCUGCCUCAAGGAGCAGAGGACUCCACCUGCCUCAAGGGGCAGAGAACCCCGCCUGCCUCAAGGAGCAGAGGACUCCACCUGCCUCAAGGGGCAGAGGACCCCACCUGCCUCAAGGGGCAGAGGACUCCACCUGCCUCAAGGGGCAGAGAACCCCACCUGCCUCAAAGAGCAGAGGACUCCACCUGCCUCAAGGGGCAGAGAACCCCACCUGCCUCAAGGAGCAGAGGACUCCACCUGCCUCAAGGGGCAGAGAACCCCGCCUGCCUCGAGGAGCAGAGGACUCCACCUGCCUCAAGGGGCAGCAAGGGGCAGAGAACCCCACCUGCCUCAAGGGGCAGAGAACCCCACCUGCCUCAAGGAGCAGAAGACUCCACCUGCCUCAAGGGGCAGAGAACCCCACCUGCCUCAAGGAGCAGAGGACUCCACCUGCCUUAAGGGGCAGAGAACCCCACCUGCCUCAAGGAGCAGAGGACUCCACCUGCCUCAAGGGGCAGAGAACCCCACCUGCCUCAAGGAGCAGAGGACUCCACCUGCCUCAAGGGGCAGAGAACCCCACCUGCCUCAAGGAGCAGAGGACUCCACCUGUCUCAAGGGGCAGAGAACCCCACCUGCCUCAAGGAGCAGAGGACUCCACCUGCCUCAAGGGGUAG
This is a messenger RNA of Macrobrachium nipponense, 2838 nucleotides long. RefSeq names its product collagen alpha-1(II) chain-like. The record is from RefSeq and is a predicted model, not a curated record. Bases 1 to 2838 code for a protein of 945 amino acids. The transcript is spliced from 2 exons. Lineage: Eukaryota; Metazoa; Arthropoda; Malacostraca; Decapoda; Palaemonidae.